CCGCAAAGACACGUAAACUCUUUAAUAAAAUUCCAGAUUUGUAUUGAAAAUAAAUCGACAUGUCUGAGGCAAGCUGCGAUCAAUAUGAGCACUACAAUUAUGAUCAUGACAAGCACAUGUUCUCGGGGCACAGCGGCAAGCAGCGCACCAAGAAGGAAGCCAGCGAGCACACCAAUCACUUCGAUCCCUCCGGCCACUCCAGAAAGAUUCUAACUAAGCUUGUCAACACGAACAACAACAACAAGAAGGCGGCGUGCAAAAACUGAAUGUUAUAUAUGUAUACAUAUAAGUAAAUUUAAUCAAAUCGAAUUUUAAUUAUACUAAAAAUGUUGACGAAAAAGUGAAAGGCUCUGGGGGAGAAAGUGAGAAGCUGCUUAUCUUUGGCUAAAAAUAAUAGCUUGUCAUCGAUAAUAAAUGUUAUUAAUAUUGCUUUAAAUUUA
Messenger RNA from Drosophila navojoa, 440 nucleotides. RefSeq lists its product as uncharacterized. Gene Ontology annotation, biological process: negative regulation of cell population proliferation; regulation of transcription by RNA polymerase II; negative regulation of cell cycle. Lineage: Eukaryota; Metazoa; Arthropoda; Insecta; Diptera; Drosophilidae. The record is from RefSeq and is a predicted model, not a curated record. Gene Ontology annotation, cellular component: nucleus.